Saccostrea cuccullata (small rock oyster) is the source of this 846-nucleotide messenger RNA. RefSeq names its product E3 ubiquitin-protein ligase TRIM71-like. The transcript has a single exon. NCBI's taxonomy places the organism in Eukaryota, Metazoa, Mollusca, Bivalvia, Ostreida, Ostreidae. Gene Ontology annotation, cellular component: extracellular region. The coding region runs from base 1 to 846 and encodes 281 amino acids. The record is from RefSeq and is a predicted model, not a curated record.
AUGAAAGAGUUAUUAAGCAAAGCAAGAGUUAUUGCAACUUUUCCUACUGGAGUCAAACCACUAUUAAGAGUAGUUUGUGCUGGAGAUGAUAAAUGUUGGGUAAGAGAAAAAGGAAGAACCAUAAGAUGUGUUGAAAAACUUGGAUCCCUGCAUGAUACUGUAACACUAACAUUAAACUCCUCCCAUGAUAGCCCAGUACCAAAAGAAGAAGAACUAAUUUGUAUAUCAGUGAAUAAACAGGGAGAUCUGAUAUACAGCGAUUAUAACAAUAGAACUGUGAGUCUUUACAGACAUUGGCGAUCAGAGGUAAUAAUCACCACACCAAAUAAUUGGAGACCAGCAGGAAUGUGCACCACUAGAUCAGGUGAUAUAUUGGUCAAUCUUUAUAAUGGAGAUCAAAACAAGAUUGUCCGAUAUCAGGGAGAGAAAGUCAAGCAGGAAAUAUUUAAAGAUGAGAAUGAAAAAGCAAUCUAUGGAAGUGGUGAAUAUAUGCUGUUUGUAGCAGAGAACAGCAAUGGAGAUAUAUGUGCCUCUGACCGUAAUGCUGACGCUGUGGUAGUCUUAGACAAGACGGGAAGAUUCCGAUUCCAAUACGAUGGUACACCAGCCAAAAGGAAGGAAACAUUUAAUUCCAAGGAGCUGGUGACAGAUUCUCUGAGUCACAUCAUUGUGACAGACUGGACCAACGACUGCCUACACAUUAUUGAUCACGAUGGACAGUUCCUGAGAUGUAUAGAUGAUUGUGAUCUAUCUAGACCUCGCGGACUGAGUUUGGACAAUGAGGGGAAGUUGUGGGUGGGAUUGUAUGAAAAAGGAGAAGUGAAGAUGAUCCAGUAUACGAAGUAA